GAUCCAAAGUGCUGCUUUGGAAGAGUUGCGCUAACUUGCUCCGCCAUCAUGAGAAGCAUCCGCAGGAGGACGUUGUGUUGCUGCUCGGUGCUCCUGGGACUGCUUGUGUGGGCGCUGUCGGACCUCUUUAACGGCAGCACUCGGCGGGAAGCCGGCGGGACUCCGCGGCGCAUCCCCGGGCCACCGGGCGGCUCGCACCUGACGGUUCAAUUCCGCCACGCAGCGUUGGAGCUGCUGGCGGACUCGGCCCCCAUCAACUCGCUUCAGGAGGACCAGCUGUUGUUCGUGGGCUCCACGCAGGGCAGCGAGAAGAAGUGGGGCUACAAAGUGCUCAAGGCAGCGAAGAAGCAGGGCGUCAUGUUGCGUGACCAGGACGUGUCUCUGCCGGAGGUGCGACCACCCGAGUGUUUGGAGGAUAUGUACAGUGAGUCGCUGCCUUCUGCCAGUGUCGUCAUCUGUUUCCACGACGAGGCUUGGCCAACUCUUUUACGCACUUUGCAAAGUGUCCUCAACACAGCACCCAAAGACUUCUUGUUGGAGCUCCUCCUAGUGGACGACUUCAGUACUCACGACGAGCUGAGGACUGCGCUGAGUGAAUACUUGUCAGGAGUGAACAGGGUGCGUUUGAUUCGCAGCAGCAAGCGUCUGGGUGUGGGCGGCUGUCGCAGCCUGGGUGCAUCCAGAGCUUCGGGGGAGGUGCUGGUCUUCAUGGACUCCCACCUGGAAUGUCCCAGCGGCUGGCUGGAGCCACUCCUGGAGAGGGUGGCCCAGGACAGGACCAGAGUUGUUUCCCCCAUCAUGGAUGCGAUCCAUUGGCAGACCUUCCAGUACAACGCCACCCAGUGGCCGGUGCGGGGAGUGUUCAACUGGAAUCUGGACUUCUACUGGGAAUCCAAAGCCGAGCAGCCAGACUGGGACUCGGACUCGGCGCUUGAGCCUGUGCUGAGUCCAGCGUUAGGGGGCGGAGUCCUGGCCAUGGACAGACUCUUCUUCCACCAUGUGGGAGCCUACGAUCCCGGGAUUGUGCUGUGGGGAGGGGAACACCUUGAGCUGUCAAUCAGGGUGUGGUCAUGCGGGGGCUCCAUGGAGGUGGUCCCCUGCUCCCGCGUGGCCCACGUACACCACCAGCACCACCCCCCUAAGCGUUUCCCAGACCAGGAGCAGCUGGAGAGGAACAAAAUCCGCAUAGCUGACGUAUGGAUGGAGGCGUACCGCAAGAUCUUCUACAGGAGGGACACUCUGGCUCAUUUCAUCAGUCAGUCUGAGAGCCCUAAUAUUACUGAGCGCCUGCUGCUCAAGAGGACUCUGGGCUGUCAGGACUUCCACUGGUACCUGAGUACAGUUUAUCCCCAACUUUACAUCCCCCAGGAUAGACUGGGACUGUCAGGCGAGCUGUACAACAUGGCGUCCGGCGGCUGUGUGGACCACCGCCCAGCCCAUGGUGGAUCCAUGAUCGUAGCCCCAUGCAGCGGUACAGGCAGCCAGCACUGCGAGCUGAACUCUCAAGGGGAAGUGCGAUGGGGCCCCACGGGGGCUUGGUGUUUGGACGCCAUCGAAGGACGGGUGGCCCUCUCCCAGUGCGCCAGCCACCGACCAAUCAGCGGCAGGCUCCAGUGGACCUUCCUCAAGCUGAGCGGCCAGCUGCAGCACCAGCACUCGCACCUGUGUGUGGAGGCCGUCAAGGCCAGCGUGCCACCCAGCGUGCCACCCCGCGGGGCGGGGGACCUCUUCCUGCGGCCCUGCACGCCUCAUCCCGCCCAACAGUGGAUCUUUGAGCAGCUGGUGUCUCCAUGACCACACGCCAAUGGACUCCAGCUGCAACACCCGGUGACUGACUUCCUCGAUCCACGACCUCCCUGCCCUCGACCUCUUGCCUGUUCACGAACUGCCUCUUUGCCUUGCCCCUCUGGACUCGACGAAAGAUACAACCAACACUCACAGACAACAACCCCUGGUAACAUUUACACUAUUAAUAUUACACAUAGUCUACACUCAUUCACUUUGAGUAGCAUACACACGCCACGUAAUCAUCAAAGGUUUGAAUAAACCUUGUGAACCGCAGUUGUGCCCUGGUUGUCGCCUCCUUCCCUUCUCUGUACAUAACAAUUCGGGUGUUACCAUUUAGUGGUCAAUUGUACGGAAUAUGUACUUCUUUGUGCAACCUACUAA
Molecule: messenger RNA, 2169 nt
Organism: Entelurus aequoreus (snake pipefish)
Lineage: Eukaryota; Metazoa; Chordata; Actinopteri; Syngnathiformes; Syngnathidae
Product: polypeptide N-acetylgalactosaminyltransferase 15-like
Exons: 11
Coding region: 49-1794 (581 amino acids)
Cellular component (GO): Golgi apparatus
Source: RefSeq, a predicted model, not a curated record